Xenopus laevis (African clawed frog) is the source of this 2910-nucleotide messenger RNA. It is a transcript of the gene wdr43.S, whose product is annotated as WD repeat domain 43 S homeolog. The record is from RefSeq and is a predicted model, not a curated record. Gene Ontology annotation, biological process: maturation of SSU-rRNA from tricistronic rRNA transcript (SSU-rRNA, 5.8S rRNA, LSU-rRNA). Gene Ontology annotation, cellular component: nucleus; nucleolus. The coding region runs from base 76 to 2067 and encodes 663 amino acids. The transcript is spliced from 18 exons. NCBI's taxonomy places the organism in Eukaryota, Metazoa, Chordata, Amphibia, Anura, Pipidae.
CCUGACAGCAAGCCCCUCCCACGCCGCUCUGCGCAUGCCUCAGCCUUAAACACGUGGCUUGUGUCGGAGCGAGCAAUGGCGGCAGCGGGCGGCGUGUACGAGCUGCUUCCCCCACCGUGCGCCUUCUCCCCGCGCGGCCGGGACCUACUGGCUCUGUCCGGACCCGACGGGAGGAUCCAAGUGUGGGACACCCAGGGCGGGGGCUUGAGAAAGGAAUAUGUUCCCUCCGCGCAUCUCAGCGCGACCUGUACCUGCCUGGCGUGGGCUCAGGGCCGAGCCGACAAGGAAACUCAUCAGAAAAAGAAAAGGAAAUCGGAGGCGUCAGACAGGGCCGGGCACUACGACCUUCUCACCAUCGGCACCGCCACUGGCACCAUUUUAUUGUACAACAUUGUUAAAGGAGAGCUACAGAGCAAGCUGGUCGGAGGGCAUGACGGCAGGGUGAACUGCGUGCGGUGGCACCACGAGAACAAUUCCUUGUACAGUUGCUCAGAGGACAAACACAUCAUCGAGUGGAACACACAGACCUGCAAAGUCAAGUGCAAAUGGAAAGGAGACAACAGCAGUGUCAGCAGUUUGUGCAUCAGCCCCGAUGGGAAGAUUUUACUUUCAGCGGGAAGAACCAUCAAACUCUGGGAUCUGGAGACCAAAGAAGUCUAUAGGCAAUUUACAGGGCACUCAACAGCGGUCACAUCACUCAUGUUCCUGACGGUGCAGCCGCCCCAGGGGUCUCAUCCUAUCAAAGACUCAACAGGCCUUUAUUUCUUGUCCGGUGCCGUGCACGACCGGUUAAUCAGCGUAUGGCAGGUUCGAUCUGAAAAGGAGAAAAGUUCUGUCCUAUCCUUCACUCUCACAGAACCACCGUUAUUUGUGGACCUGAGUCCAUCUGAGAGCAAAGAGGAGCCCCUGAAGCUGGCGGUCGUGUGCCGGGAUGGGCAGUUGCACUUAUUUGAACAUGUGUUAAACGGGACUCACAAGAAGCCGAUAGCACCUACUUGUACGGUACAGAUCGCAACGUCGGGCAGCGAUGACUCCACCCCCAAGCCCAUCCCUAUUCUGGCUGCCGCUUUCUGUGCCGACAGACAGUCCCUGCUCCUUUUCUACGGUAGCACCGUGCAGCCCAUCAUUGAGAAAGUGGCGCUGAAGACAGACGAGCCCAACAUAUGCCUUAUCCGCGACAUCCAAAAGACUGUGUCACUCAGAAAGGACAUGCCUGUAACAAAGGUGAAAACUCCAGUUGUAAAUUCAGACUCAAAAGUUCUAACGCCCGGAAUCCCAGGUCACAGUUCGGCAAUUUCAGCCGCCAUGGCACAUACCAAAAAGCAGGAGAGCAAGAGGAAGCCAGGAGACAAUGAGGCCAGCAUAGAGGAUCGACUUGAUGCUAUGGAUAUAGACACCACCAAAGUGCAGAGUAAAGGAGGCUUGCCGCAGACUGACAACUUUGCCGUUUUGCUGGUGCAAGGGCUGGAAAGCAAUGAUGUAAACAUCCUCAAUAAAGUCUUUCAGACCAAAAACGACUCGUUAAUAAGGAAAACGGUGGCCAGAAUCCCUGUUUAUGCCGUUAUCCCCCUGGUGCACGAGCUUACAUGGAGAUUACAAGGACAUCCCUUGAGUACAAUAAUGAUGGUGAGGUGGCUAAAGGCUGUGUUGGUCCUCCAUGCGUCCUACCUCUCCACUUUGCCGGAUUUGGUCCCACAGCUGGGGAUGUUGUACCAACUCAUGGAGAACAGAGUGAAGAACCUGCCCAAACUGUCUCGCCUCAAUGGGAAGCUCUACCUCCUCAUAACACAGGUGUCUGCGGCUGAGAGAGCUCAAAGUACGGCCCUUGAUCAGGAGGCAAAACUUGUCUAUGAAGAAGAGUCUUCGGAAGAAUCUGAUGAGGAGCUGCCUGGGGAGUCUGAUGAGGAUUGGGUGGAAGGAGAGGAGGAGGAGGAGGAGGAGCAUAUGGAGGAAGAUGAGAGUGAAACGGAGGAUAAAGAGGAAGAGUCUGAAGAUGAAGACAUGAAUGUGGGGAAAAUAAAUGGGGAUUCAGAUCCAGACGCUGGCAAUGAAAGUGAAGAGGAAUAGACUCCACCCCUCUAUAAUGGCUUCUCCCCGGAGCCUUUGGUCUCACCAGUUCACUGUGCAGACUUGAGCCGUAGCGGUCCCACAGGAUUUCAGCUGACAGAAUGUCAGUCAUGUCCUGCCUUUCUCACCUCCCAAAAUCAGAUCCGCUCUCAACUCUGUUCUCACGGUGACCAGUCGCCUCUUUAUGGACCUUUUUUUUUUUUUUUUUGUGUUUGGAAUAAACGAACCACUACCGCCAUAUGGUAAACCUUUUAUUUCUUAAUUUGAGUUUUACUGAGUUUGCUGCCGUGAGACGAUAUGCCCCCCCCCCUGUAUCCAUAAACCUCUUGCAGGAAGCGGUCGCCUUGAUAUGAAUUUUUUUUUUUUUAAAACUACAUUUCUCAUUAAUCCACAGUAACAACUCUCUGCCUUUUGUGGGGGAGGAGCUUUCCAAAACAUGAUUCAUUUCCACCUUGUGCGCUUUAAAGAGUUGAGAUUGGGUGGGGGGGGGAAUCUGAAAAAUGGACUGAUUUUUGCACAGUUAAUAAUAAUUCUUAUAUGAAAUCACAUCUCUCCCAGUGAGUCUGCACAUAAGGACAGAGCUGUAAAAUUCCCGAGGUCGGGCACAUGCAAAGUAAAUACCGUGGACUUGAUUUUAUAUUUUUUAAUUUGAGCAGCAGAGUGGGGUCUUUUUUUUUUUUUUUUUUUUGAAGUAAAAAGCAAUUUGAUUCCCCCCCCCCCAGCGGACUGCACUGCUUUAUCCACCGGUAUAAUGUACAGUAUAUUUGUCUAUAACUGAGCUGUUAUUGGUCAAUGCCGUGACCGCUCCUCUGUAAAGUGAAUAAAUAUAUAGUUCUCCUUUAA